This is a messenger RNA of Olea europaea var. sylvestris, 1128 nucleotides long. RefSeq names its product aspartic proteinase PCS1-like. Gene Ontology annotation, cellular component: extracellular region. NCBI's taxonomy places the organism in Eukaryota, Viridiplantae, Streptophyta, Magnoliopsida, Lamiales, Oleaceae. The record is from RefSeq and is a predicted model, not a curated record. The transcript has a single exon. The coding region runs from base 1 to 1128 and encodes 375 amino acids.
AUGGCGUUCUACAAUUCUCUCUUUCUAUUAUGUCUCGUGUUUUUGAAUUUUCUCAAUCUGGGUUGUACAGAAAUAGAAACAAGAAACGCGACACUGAAGAACACGACGGGUGAAAAUCACUCGGUUUCUCUCUCCUUUUCCCUCUCGUCCGUCCCUCUCUCUCACAGCACUUAUUCUUCCCAAGAAGAAAUUCAAUCUUCUUCUCUUGUGUCAUUACCAAAAGGACAUGGCCAUCAAAGAUCAAAUGGUGCAGUCUCAUCAUCACCGUUGAUAAACUAUAAAUCAUCAUUCAGGUACUCAAUGGCUCUGAUUGUUUCUCUCCCAAUUGGGACCCCACCACAGACUCUACCAAUGGUGUUGGACACAGGCAGCCAACUUUCAUGGACUCAAUGCCAAAGAAAGUUACCAAGAAUGUCCCCAACGACGUCGUUUGAUCCUUCUCUAUCUUCUUCCUUCUCUAACCUCCCAUGCAACAGCCCACUUUGCAUGCCACGAAAUCCCGAUUUUACCCUUCCAACUUCUUGUGUGAACAAUUUAUGCCACUAUUCAUACUUCUAUGCGGAUGGGACUUUAGCAGAGGGCAAUCUCAUCACAGAGAAAUUCAUAUUGUCACCUUCCCUAAUUACUCCUCCAUUGGUUCUUGGUUGCACCACCAGCUCCAGCGAGCCUCAGGGUAUUCUGGGAAUGAAUCUUGGGCGGCUAUCGUUUCCCUCCCAAGCUAAAGUCUCAAAAUUCUCUUACUGCGUGCCACUCCGACAAGGAACUCCGAGGAUUACACCGACCGGAACAUUUUACCUUGGAGAGAAUCCAAAUUCACAUUCAUUUAAAUAUGUCAAUCUUCUGUCUUUUCCUCAAAUACAAAGCAUGCCAAAUUUCGAUCCUUUGGCAUACACUCUUCCCAUGACGGGGAUAAUGAUCGGCGGAAAGAAAUUGAACAAACCGGUAUCAGUUUUCCGGCCGGAUUCUGGUGGUUCAGGCCAAACGAUGAUUGACUCCGGAACCCAGUACACAUUUUUAGUGGAUGAGGCAUACUCUAAGGUAAAAAAAAUGCUAUUAUUAUUAUUAUUAUUAUUAUUUCAAAUUUAUAGCGAACGAGAAUUUUACCGUUCAAAAUAUGACAUUAAUUAA